AUGGGUGACCAGCAGUUGUCGCACGAGGAUUAUACUAUCGGGUGGAUAUGUGCUUUACCAAAGACUGAGCGGGUGGCCGCAGCGGCAAUGUUGGACGACGAACAUCGAAUACUACCAGCGGCGGAUCCACGGGACGCAAACACGUAUCACCUCGGCCGGAUCGGAGAUCAUAACGUGGUGAUUGCUUGCCUGCCCGCAGAAGCAACAGGCAAGGUGUCUGCUGCAACCGUGGCAAAGGACAUGCUGCGCAGUUUCCCAUCCAUCAGAUUUGGGCUCAUGGUUGGAAUCGGUGGCGGAGUACCAUAUAAGGCGCAGGAGCGAGUGAAUAACAAUGGAAAUGAGAAAGACUAUUCGGAUGAUGAGUCUGAAACUGACAUGGAAGAAAUACAGGACAUCAGACUUGGUGAUGUGGUGGUCAGCCUACAUUCCAAAUCCACCGAAGCCGUCGUGCAGUAUGAUUUUGGCAAAUCGGAGCAGGAGAAGCGGUUUGUUCAUACUGGUGGGAAGCUCAACAAACCACCAAACAUAGUCCUCAAUGCGGUGUCCAGACUUCAGGCUGACCAUGCGCGAGGAAGAUACAAGAUUCCUGAGAUGCUCUCAGCAAUGUUAUCAGAUAACCCGACGAUGAUGAAGUUUCAGCAUCAGGGUUUCGAAAAAGACCGACUCUUCAAACCAGAAGUUGUUCAUGAGGAAGGAAAGAAGUCAUGCAAGGCUUGUUACGGAGUCAAUGAUGGCAACGUUGUAAGGAGAAAAGACCGGUCCGAAAAGGUUCCUAGGAUCUAUUAUGGAACUAUAGGGUCUGCAGAUCAAGUGAUGCGAGAUGCUAUCCUUAGAGAUCAGUGGGCAUCGAAGGAGAACAUUAUAUGUUUCGAGAUGGAGGCCGCUGGACUGAUGGAUUCAUUCCCGUGUAUUGUCAUUCGAGGAAUCUGCGACUAUGCUGAUUCCCAUAAGAACAAAAUCUGGCAACCAUAUGCUGCUGCCACUGCGGCAUCGUACGCAAAAGAACUACUGUUGGUCAUUCCUGGACAAGGCAUUACGGUAUUAUCUCCAAUCAAGCAAUUACUGAGUGUUUCUAAGCAACUUGACUCUGUGAAUCAAGGUCUUAGCAGGGCAUUUGAACAGCGUGAAAGUCACCACCACGAAAGAAUGGAGCGGGCCUUGACCGAAGACCAGCGUCGCUGCCAUCAAGUAUUCAAGACGUCAACCUAUGAAGAGCGUAAAAACAAUAAUCCACACAGAAUACCAGGAACCUGUGAAUGGGCCUUGAGAAGCCCCGAAUAUCUACGUUGGUGGGAAGCUCCGAAUAACGAUCUCUUGUGGAUCUCGGCUGAUCCAGGUUGUGGCAAAUCUGUGCUUGCAAAAUCUCUGGUCGACGAGGUCUUUAAGACAUCUGAUCCAAGUAUAUCAAUUGUAUAUUUUUUCUUUAAGGACAACGAUGAACAGAACAAUCUCGCUACUGCACUGUGUGCUAUACUGCAUCAGCUCUUUAGCUUGCAGCCCCAACUGUUGCGACAUGCAUUGCCAUUCUGGGAAAAGAAUCACGAGAAGAUUCAGCACGAAGUUGGGGAUAUGUGGCGCAUUUUUCUGGCAGCAACAUCUGACCCGACAAUGGGUAAAACUAUCUGUGUUUUUGAUGCUCUAGAUGAGUGUCGAAGCCAGGACCAAAAGCAGCUCAUACAAAAGCUUCAAGAACACCAUACGCAAUCUCACCCCUCUGGUGAGAGAAAGUGGUUGAAGUUUUUGGCUACUAGUCGACCAUACGAUGAUAUUCAAGAUAGUUUUCGGUCGGUAACGAAAUCAUUUCCACAAAUUCAUCUCCGUGGUGAAGAGGAAAAUGAUCAAAUUCACGAGGAGAUUAAUCUUGUUGUGAAAGUUAAAGUGGCUGACCUUGGAGAGAGGUUGAAUUUGUGUACUCAAAAACAAAGACAACUGGAAAAAGAUCUUCUCCAUAUGAAUCACCGCACGUAUUUGUGGCUUUAUCUAGCGAUCGAUCACAUUGAGACGGCACUGAAAGAUAGUUUUUGGCCAGACCAGGAGCCAAUUCCACUGGUUCCAAAAGACGUUAAUGAUGCUUACGAGAAAAUCCUAGAUCGAGUCACUCCUAAACAAGAAGCGACGGUGAAGAAAAUCUUACAAAUAAUCGUCGGCGCGCGACGUCCAUUGACCGUUCAAGAAAUGGCGAUGGCCUUAGGGACGGCAAGAGAAUUCUUAAUUACCAAGGUGAACAGGUCUACCAGCAUUAAAUGGUAUCUUGAACCAAACGAAACCGAGAUCGAAAUGACUCGGAUUUGUGUCGGUUACCUGCUUAUGGAUGACGUCGCGGGCGGUAGUAAACAAGAUUUACUGAACUAUUCAGCAGAGAAUUGGCCAGAUCAUUUCCGACAUAUACAAUCGAAGGACGAUAGGUUAGAUCAAGAGGUUUAUAAACUGUAUAACCUUAAUACUAAGUUGUUUGGUCUAUGGUUUCCUAUAUUCUGGAAGGCUGAAAUGGCAUAUGGGAGACAACCCAGUAUGAAUGCACUACAUCUAGCUGCAUUUAAUGGGCAUAAUGAUAUGGUUUCUGUACUGGUCAUAAAUGAGAAAUACGUUAUUGAUCAGGCCGAUAAUACAAAUAUGAAUGCAUUGCGUUGGGCAUGUUUACGCGGCCAUUCAAAUAUUGUUCAAAUAUUACUUGCCGAGGGCACUGAUGUCAACGGUCAAGGAGGAAACUAUGGUAAUGCUCUCCAGGCUGCUUCAUUUGGAGGACAUUUUGACAUUAUUCAACAAUUACUCGAUAAAGGAGCUGAUGUCAACGCUCAAGGAGGAAAAUAUGGUAAUGCUCUCCAGGCUGCUUCAUAUAGAGGACAUCUUAACAUUGUUCAACAACUACUCGAUAAAGGAGCUGAUAUCAACGCUCAAGGAGGAGAAUAUGGCAAUGCUCUUCAGGCUGCUUCAUGUGGAGGAGAUCUUCAUAUUGUUCAACAAUUACUCAGUAAAGGAGCUGAUGUCAACGCUCAAGGAGGAAAAUAUGGCAAUGCUCUUCAGACUGCUUCAUUAAGAAGACAUCUUAAUAUUGUUCAACAAUUACUCAAUAAAGGAGCUGAUAUCAACACUCAAGGAGGAGAAUACGGUAAUGCUCUUCAGGCUGCUUCAUGUGGAGGAGAUCUUCAUAUUGUUCAACAAUUACUCAGUAAAGGAGCUGAUGUUAACGCUCAAGAAGGAAAGUAUGGUAAUACUCUCCAGGCUGCUUCAUUUGGAGGACAUUUUGACAUUGUUCAACAAUUACUCAAUAAAGGAGCUGAUGUCAACGCUCAAGGAGGAGAAUACGGUAAUGCUCUCCAGGCUGCUUCAUAUAGAGGACAUCUUAAUAUUGUUCAACAAUUACUUGAUAAAGGAGCUGAUGUCAACGCUCAAGAAGAAAAAUAUGGUAAUGCUCUCCAGGCUGCUUCAUUUGGAGGACAUUUUGACAUUGUUCAACAAUUACUCGAUAAAGGAGCUGAUAUCAACGCUCAUGGAGGAUAUUUUGGUAAUGCUCUCCAAGCUGCUUCAUAUAGAGGACAUCUUAAUAUUUUUCAACGAUUACUCGAUAAAGGAGCUGAUGCCAACGCUCAUGGAGGAUAUUUUGGUAAUGCUCUCCAGGCUGCUUCAUAUGGAGGACAUCUUGAUAUUGUUCAACAAUUACUCGAUAAAGGAGCUGAUGUUAACGCUCAUGGAGGAUAUUUUGGUAAUGCUCUCCAGGCUGCUUCAAAUAGAGGACAUCUUGAUAUUGUUCAAAAACUACUCGACUCGACUCAGGACCGUGGUGAGUGAAAAGAAUAGCUAUCUCACCAAAAUACAUAGUAGUGUUAGAAAACGGAUAUAGGAAAAUUCGGAUCUCAUGUGUGAGAUCAGUCGCUGUUGUACAUAUUCUAAUUUCUCACACACUCAAAGCAAAAUGUAAUACUAUAAC
This is a messenger RNA of Talaromyces proteolyticus, 3928 nucleotides long. Its product is annotated as putative ankyrin repeat-containing protein. Gene Ontology annotation, molecular function: protein binding; catalytic activity. Lineage: Eukaryota; Fungi; Ascomycota; Eurotiomycetes; Eurotiales; Trichocomaceae. The record is from RefSeq and is a predicted model, not a curated record. Bases 1 to 3789 code for a protein of 1262 amino acids. The transcript is spliced from 5 exons. Gene Ontology annotation, biological process: nucleoside metabolic process.